AUGCGAAGGUUGGAGUUAAAGAAGAGAAUGGGCGUUCCCAAGUUUUACAGGUGGAUAAGUGAGAGAUACCCGUGCCUCAGUGAAAUCGUCAAAGAGUACCAGAUACCAGAGUUUGAUAAUCUGUACCUCGACAUGAACGGAAUAAUCCAUACAUGUUCCCACCCCGAUGACAACAAUCCCCACUUCAGGAUAACUGAGCAGGACAUCUUCUCAAACAUCUUCCACUACAUAGAAGUGUUAUUCCGCAUGAUAAAACCUCUUAAGAUAUUCUUCAUGGCUAUCGAUGGAGUGGCUCCCAGAGCUAAAAUGAACCAGCAGAGAAGCAGGAGAUUCAGGGAGAGACCUGUCAAGCACGAUAUGUUGAAAUAUUAUGCAAAAAAAUAA
Helobdella robusta is the source of this 384-nucleotide messenger RNA. RefSeq lists its product as hypothetical. NCBI's taxonomy places the organism in Eukaryota, Metazoa, Annelida, Clitellata, Rhynchobdellida, Glossiphoniidae. The record is from RefSeq and is a predicted model, not a curated record. Gene Ontology annotation, biological process: rRNA catabolic process; nuclear-transcribed mRNA catabolic process. The transcript has 4 exons. Gene Ontology annotation, cellular component: nucleus. Bases 1 to 384 code for a protein of 127 amino acids. Gene Ontology annotation, molecular function: 5'-3' RNA exonuclease activity; RNA binding.